This is a messenger RNA of Sorghum bicolor (sorghum), 1342 nucleotides long. Its product is annotated as aquaporin PIP2-4. Bases 178 to 1047 code for a protein of 289 amino acids. The record is from RefSeq and is a predicted model, not a curated record. Lineage: Eukaryota; Viridiplantae; Streptophyta; Magnoliopsida; Poales; Poaceae. Gene Ontology annotation, molecular function: water channel activity. Gene Ontology annotation, cellular component: plasma membrane. Gene Ontology annotation, biological process: transmembrane transport. The transcript is spliced from 4 exons.
AUCAUCGAGGUGAUUGGUGAUAGGUGAUGAGCUCGUCCUCUCCCCCGCACGACCCGUGCUCCCGCGCCCCAUAUAUACCUCGGCUCUCCCAUCUCCGGACUCACACCACACAGCAAGCACAAGCGCAGAGCUAGCUAAGGUAUCUACUAGAGCAGCUGCUGCUGGUCUGAGUCUGACAUGGCGAAGGACAUCGAAGCAUCGGGGCCCGAGGCCGGCGAGUUCUCGGCCAAGGACUACACCGACCCUCCGCCGGCGCCGCUGAUCGACGCGGCGGAGCUCACCCAGUGGUCGCUGUACCGCGCGGUCAUCGCCGAGUUCAUCGCCACGCUGCUCUUCCUCUACAUCACCGUGGCCACCGUCAUCGGGUACAAGCACCAGACGGACGCGACGGCGUCGGGCCCCGACGCGGCGUGCGGCGGCGUCGGCAUCCUCGGCAUCGCCUGGUCCUUCGGCGGCAUGAUCUUCAUCCUCGUCUACUGCACCGCCGGCAUCUCAGGUGGGCACAUCAACCCGGCCGUGACCUUCGGUUUGUUCCUGGCGAGGAAGGUGUCCCUGGUCCGCGCGCUGCUCUACAUCAUCGCGCAGUGCCUGGGCGCCAUCUGCGGCGUGGGGCUCGUCAAGGGCUUCCAGAGCGCCUACUACGUGCGCUACGGCGGCGGCGCCAACGAGCUCAGCGACGGCUACUCCAAGGGCACCGGCCUCGCCGCCGAGAUCAUCGGCACCUUCGUGCUCGUCUACACCGUCUUCUCUGCCACCGACCCCAAGCGCAAUGCCCGUGACUCCCACGUCCCGGUGUUGGCUCCUCUCCCAAUUGGGUUCGCCGUGUUCAUGGUGCACCUGGCCACCAUCCCCAUCACCGGCACCGGCAUCAACCCGGCGAGGAGCCUGGGAGCCGCCGUCAUCUACAACAACGACAAGGCCUGGGACGACCAAUGGAUCUUCUGGGUGGGCCCACUGAUCGGCGCCGCCAUCGCCGCCGCCUACCACCAGUACGUGCUGAGAGCCAGCGCCUCCAAGCUCGGGUCGUCCUACCGGAGCAACGCCUGAGUCCGGCCGGCCGCCGGAGACGCGCCAGGAGCUGGGGCAUCGAAGCGUAGAUACGCCGCACAGUACAUACAUGACGCCCUGUUCCUCCACAUCUGCCAGAGUGUCCACUCCGUACGUUAGUAAUUGUGUCAAAGCACGUACGCUGCUGUUAAUUUUCUUCUUCGGGAAAAAAAGUGUGAUAUAUCUUUGCUUUCUGUAUAUGUAUGAAUGAAUUCUGUAAGGAGAAUUUGGAAGCCAGUUAUGUGAGUUUUUUAUUUAUCACAGUCUAUGAAUGAAGAGUAUAAAAUGUCCUGAA